Molecule: messenger RNA, 1812 nt
Organism: Penicillium brasilianum
Lineage: Eukaryota; Fungi; Ascomycota; Eurotiomycetes; Eurotiales; Aspergillaceae
Source: the annotation of a GenBank genome assembly
AUGUUGAGCUGGAGAAUCCGUACAUUUCUCCUCUUCGUUGUCUGCUUGGCUUCUGGCCUGGCGCAUUUUCGCAAAUUACCACUUGACACUCCUACCGGUAUUCUUAAUUACAGAGCCUUACCAAAUGCGCCUAAUGGAUAUACACCGGAGAAAGUACAAUGCCCGUCGCAUGGUUCAAACGUGCGUAUCGCGGUAAACAUUAGCGAGCACGAAAUGCAUUGGUUACAGAUCCGUCAGGACAAGAGGUUGAAGGCGAUGCAGACCUUUCUCACGCGAAUGAAAAUUCCGGACUUCAAUGCUACCCUAUAUUUUGCAAAGACUCAGGCCGCAUCUCUGCCCAACAUCGGGAUCUCAUUUUCAGGAGGCGGCUACCGAGCUCUGCUCAACGGAGCUGGAGCAUUUGCUGCAUUUGAUGAUCGAGCAAAGAACUCGACUACACCAGGCCAUCUAGGCGGAUUGGUGCAAUCAACUACGUAUAUUUCUGGCCUUAGCGGUGGCUCCUGGCUGGUCGGAUCCAUUUUUACAAACAAUUUUACUACAGUGAAUGCACUGCUGAAUUCUAAUGCCAGUGGUGUUUGGGAAUUUGAUCAAUCAGUUCUGAGCGGACCUACAGGUGACGCGGGCUACUUCCGGCAACUCCGACAAACCGUAGAUGGCAAAGAGGAGGCUGGAUUUCCUGUUUCAAUUACUGAUUACUGGGGUCGCGGGCUGUCCUACCAAUUGGUGAAUGCUACCGAGGGCGGACCUGCCUAUACGUGGUCAUCUAUCGCUUCAACGAAGCAAUUUCUUGAUGGAAACGUGCCAAUGCCAAUGAUUAUUGCUCUUGAAAGAGCGCCCUCAGAGAAGAAUCUAACAUUAAACUCAUCAGUUUAUGAGUUCAACCCAUGGGAGUUGGGUACGUGGGACCCAACCACCUACGGCUUUAUGCCUCUCGAAUUUCUGGGGUCGAAUUUCACGAGUGGCAAUCUAUCAAAGGACAAUUGCAUAUCCGGGUUUGAUAAUGUCGGUUUCAUUAUGGGCACAUCUUCCUCCUUAUUUAACCAAGCCCUACUUCAUAUCAACAAUACCGAUAUUCAACGCGCGCUGAAGAGCAUCACUACUUCACUUCUACAAAGUCUCAAUGACUCGUCGAACGACGUUUCAGUAUAUGAACCUAAUCCGUUCUUCGGUUUCAAUAAUGCGAGCAAUCUGAAUGCUCAAGCAAAGGCCCUUAUCCUUGUUGACGGGGGAGAGGAUCUGCAGAAUAUCCCCUUUUACCCGCUCCUACAAGCCAAUCGCAAGGUCGACGUUAUUUUCGCCAUUGACAGCUCGGCAGACACGCCGACACGGUGGCCCAACGGGACAAGUAUGGUGGCAACCUAUCAGCGCAAUAGCAAUUCUUCAAAAAUUGCGAAUGGGACAGCAUUCCCCUCCGUUCCAGACCAAAACACCUUUGUCAACCUAGGCUUGAAUGAGCGACCCACCUUUUUUGGCUGUGAUCCAUCUAACAGCACGGGCAAGCCUCCCGCUCCGUUGGUCAUAUACAUUCCAAAUAACCCAUAUACCUACAUGUCGAAUAUCUCGACGUUGGCACUUGAACUAAACGACACUGAACGGGAUAAGCUGGUGCUGAAUGGAUACAACGUGGCUACCAUGGGAAACUCGACGGAAUGGAGCGUUUGCAUCGGUUGCGCCAUCAUUAGUCGCAGCUUACAUCGAACUAAUACGUCGAUGCCAAGUGCGUGUUUGGAUUGUUUCCACCAAUAUUGUUGGAAUGGCACGGUAAAUGCGACAACCCCGAAGACUUAUGAACCCCGUCAGAAAAUACAGUAA